AAGUGACCAACUGGAAGUGGCGGAAUGCGGAGUGCUGGGCGCUACGGUGUGUACGCUGAUCCAUGGUACUAGUACUGUAUCAGGAAGGGGAAAGAAAGGUGAUGAAAUGUUGAUGAGAAUCAAGGAACUUGAGAAUGGAAGCGCGCGGCUUUUUGUCCGCGGUCGAGCAUUCUAAAAGGAGAGCAUGCAGCGGUGGUUACUGGCCCUAGACGAACCUGCAUCUAACCCAUGCGGUAACACCAUCAUCAACCACGAACCAUCGGGGUGCGAAUUCAUAAAGGGGAUGCUGGAACGCGAGAAAUUUUGUUCCAGUGCCGCAAUCGCAACGGCCUUGGCAGUUUCUGGUGAAAACCAAACUAACCCUGAUAGUGAGGGUACCAAGUUGUCUUUACACCUGCCGAAUGAGCGGUACACAUGCAAUCCUGAUAAUCUGUACGCUGUACCGCGAAUCGACUUACACGAAAUAGAAUGGAUAGAAGCUGACUCGAUAGAGGCUGAUGUCUCAAGAUUCGUAACAGGUUCAUCGACAGCAACAACGACAACCACGCGAAAUAAUCAAAGAAGAUGUUGUCGAACUUCGACCAGUUCUGGCUAUUCCAGCCAUUCUCCACCAUUAUCAGCUGGUUCUUAUUCUUGUUACGCAUCAGCAGUCCCUGGUCAGAGUUUUUUUCGAAGUGUACCUUUGACAAUAAAGGAUCAAUUUAGCGGUGGACUCCCUGUAAUUCACGAAAGCGAUGCAAUCCCACGUCCUAUUUGGCCAACUGUGUUUCCGAGUCCACGCGAACUUUAUCAUAGCGAUGAAAGUCCCGAAUACGAUACUUUGUACGCGUGCUGCGGAUGCGGUUGCGCAUACUCCUAUUCGUACUGUGAUUGGGAUUAUGAAAAAUCUGCAGGCACAUCAGCACACGACGUCCUCCUUGAAUUAUCUCGAACAUUGAAUUCUGUGAUAGAAGGUAAAAACGCUAUGACACCAGAAGAGAUUUUACACAAUAUCUCAUAUAAGGUUGCCCAAGGAAUUGGAUUGAAAGGGGGACUCUACGAGUAUGUUUAUCAUAAUUCCUCUUUCUCACCAAGCAAACGAUCACUCUUAAGCGAGAAAAAUUCGUGUCUGUUGAGCUGUAGUAAAAAUUCAUCAUCGAAAGUCAAUCCAGUAAACUCGAAACUCUACAAUAAUACUCGACAUUUUUAUUUACAUAAUCCAGCAUGGUAUACUUGCCUAUGUACUUGUGAACAUACUCAUAAAUUUCAAUCGUCCUCGAAGAGUGAUGAACAGACCGAAACAAGCGAUGAAUUAGAAAAGAAAGAAAGUCCACCUGUUGUACUUUUGGUGGACGAUCAUUAUCAAAAUACGAAUUUGGAAUCAGCACUGCAGAACAAUAAAAGUGCAUCCGAAUUAAACAUUUGCAAAUGUUUAAACCGUUUAAAUUCUCUUGAUGGGAAGAUACAAAAUUUAUAUGCGAAUCGUUGCAUUAAGAGUGAUAUAAAAGAAAUGAUUAAUGUCAAUGAAGGGACCAAGCAGAAUCGGAAUAAAGUUAUUUCUAACGACUCAGAAUAUGCAAUGUUGGAGUGCAGUGACGGUGAUUCGUUCAACAAAGGUAUAGUCUUCACGUCCUACAAAAAUAACUGGGAUUAUCGAAUGCGAGGAUUCGCCGGAGAUUUAGAUUUCACGCUUGAUGUUUCACGAGCAGAACGCUUGGGUCGUGUGAUUGCAAAAGCAAAACGCAAGCGGCAAUGGUGCAAAGCCCUAACCGCCUUCUUCGGACUAGUCUUCUUCGUUUUAAGUGUCGUCAUUGUCUCAUUGUCUGUAACGAGAGGUCGCAAAGUAUUUGGAAGCAUGUAA
This is a messenger RNA of Habropoda laboriosa, 1840 nucleotides long. RefSeq lists its product as uncharacterized. Lineage: Eukaryota; Metazoa; Arthropoda; Insecta; Hymenoptera; Apidae. The record is from RefSeq and is a predicted model, not a curated record. The coding region runs from base 185 to 1840 and encodes 551 amino acids. The transcript has 6 exons.